CGGAAGCGGAGCGGGGUUGGUCUGUGUUGGGGUGGGUUCUGCCGGCGGUACGGCUGGGUUGGCGUCGAGCCACCGGUUGUGGCGCUGAUGUGCUGUGUUGGGCGGUGAUUUGCUCGUAUACUCUUUCUGGAGCCUUUUCCAGCUCGGCUGGUUGAAGAAUAGAACUUUUGGCCCGAAUCCGAGUGGAAGCCGCCCUCUGCAGGAAAUCAGAUACGUGGAAAGAUGUCUGGGAAGCCAGUUCUGCACUAUGUCAGUGUCCGAGGCCGAAUGGAACCAGUGAAGUGGCUACUAGCAGCUGCUGGAGUUGAGUUUGAAGAAAAAUUUGUAGAAACAAAGGAAGAUCUCCAAAAGCUAAGGGCUGGUGGAUCCCUGCUGUUCCAGCAAAUACCCAUGGUGGAGAUUGAUGGGAUGAAGUUGGUGCAGACCAGAGCCAUCCUCAACUACAUAGCAGGGAAAUACAAUCUCUACGGGAAAGACCUGAAGGAGAGAGCCCUAAUUGACAUGUAUGUGGAAGGACUGGCAGAUCUGAAUGAGUUAAUCAUGUACCAUGACUUCAAACCUGCUAAUGAAAAGGAGAAAAAUCUUGCAAGUAUUUUCGACAAGGCCAUGAACAGAUACUUACCAGUCUUUGAAAAGGUUUUGAAAGACCACGGACAAGACUUUCUUGUUGGCAACAAGCUGAGCAGAGCAGAUGUGAAUUUACUGGAAACCAUUUUAGUGCUGGAAGAGUUCAAGCCUGAUGCACUUGCGAAGUUUCCUGUCUUGCAGAGUUUCAAAGCAAGAAUGUGCAGUAUGCCCAAUAUCAAGAAAUUCCUGCAGCCUGGCAGCCCGAAGAAACCACCUCUACAGGAAAAAGAAAUCCCAGCCCUGCUGGCAAUUUUCGAAUGAGCAGCAACCUACCUGCACUGUAACUCCAUUCCAUUGUCUGUGGUGUUUCCUGAGAAGCAAAGUGAAAUUAAUGAAAUUAGUUUAAUUUCAGUAGUUUCAUUUUUACACUGGCAAGGGUUAACUCUGUUUUCUUAAAUUUAACAUGUCUUAAAAACGUAGACUUUUCCAGAAAUAAAGUUGACAUUACAAUGUA
Coturnix japonica (Japanese quail) is the source of this 1081-nucleotide messenger RNA. RefSeq names its product glutathione S-transferase-like. NCBI's taxonomy places the organism in Eukaryota, Metazoa, Chordata, Aves, Galliformes, Phasianidae. Gene Ontology annotation, molecular function: glutathione transferase activity. Gene Ontology annotation, biological process: glutathione metabolic process; xenobiotic metabolic process. The record is from RefSeq and is a predicted model, not a curated record.